Aspergillus alliaceus is the source of this 1208-nucleotide messenger RNA. RefSeq lists its product as uncharacterized. The record is from RefSeq and is a predicted model, not a curated record. NCBI's taxonomy places the organism in Eukaryota, Fungi, Ascomycota, Eurotiomycetes, Eurotiales, Aspergillaceae. The transcript is spliced from 2 exons. Bases 423 to 743 code for a protein of 106 amino acids.
CUAGUGACACUGAUGUGACUAAAAACCUACUACAUAAGAAAUUUAUGGUCGCACGGCCCUAGCCAAAUACCUAGGAUACUACUCCGGCCCCACAGCCCCACAGAGACGUUUCUCUAGACCCGUGGGUCUAGAACUUUUGACCCCAACUAGUGUUGCAACAGAGCUAUACAGUGAACUGACUGGAUUAGGGGGUCAACUUCUGCUCGGUCAGCCCCUCGAACGAGCACCAAAAAUGGUGUGGUUUAAUUGCCUCUCCAACGCCCUGGCUAGCAGUGGGCAACGGAUUAGAUCUGAAAAUAUAUUUGAUCCAGACUUAGUCGUCGAGCGUUUUGUUUCGGUUUUAUUUUAUUUUAUUUUUUUUGGCCAAUCCAGUUUUUGCUUCUUGUACACCACUCCGGUCCCCAAAAGCAUCUGCCUUGAGAAUGCUAUUCACAAUUCCACUUCUACACCUAGCAGUCAUCUUCUGCUCUCUGACUUUGGCGACAGCAUUAACUGACUGUCUCUCGGACCUGACUUACGACGAAUUUGCCUCGUUUAAUGGGGCUCCUAUCACCUUCAAGUACGGGUUGCUCAACGCCACAGCCUGCGGACAGUACUGUGAAGGAGUCAAGGAGUGUCAGGCAUGGUUGUAUGUUGAAGGGGGCGGCGAAUGUGAUCUUUAUUCCUCACCAGCUCUUUCCACGACCGUCAUCCAUCGAUUUGCUCAUGGACGUUGUUCCGACAGCCCCGUUGAGCAGAACUAGUAGAUAGGAGCCUCUGUCGGGUCAUCCUGGAAGAGAGAAGGCAAAUCACUAUCUUUGAGCUUGGAACCGUGUUGAAAGAAUCAUUUAUUUUCCCUCUUUCUGUGUCCUUAGUUGCGGAACCCACGGACUCUCCUGUUGCAGAUACUUUUUUCAUGUUACCUUUACUUUUUCUUCUGUUAGUUUCCAAGCGGGCAGUCCUACUCAACAAUUCUCUUCAAUGCCAAAUUAAUAGAUGGUACGGCGCAGACCGUUUGUGUUGUGGAACCGUCCUCGAUAUUAACACCAGAUGGAUCUAUAUCUAGAAGAAUUGUUUAUCUACUAAAAAAAGUAUUACCUCUUAAAGUCAAUGAUAAGUAACGCAAUGUAUCAAGCGACGGAAGCUGAUCCACCUGUCGCUGUGGUCUGAUCCUGGUGUGGCGCAUGUCCAGUCAUCUGCUUGGACUACGAGAUUUCCCUAGAUUCUUC